This is a messenger RNA of Pelobates fuscus (common spadefoot toad), 6034 nucleotides long. It is a transcript of the gene TAOK2, whose product is annotated as TAO kinase 2. Bases 1049 to 4297 code for a protein of 1082 amino acids. The record is from RefSeq and is a predicted model, not a curated record. Gene Ontology annotation, cellular component: cytoplasm. Gene Ontology annotation, biological process: protein phosphorylation. Lineage: Eukaryota; Metazoa; Chordata; Amphibia; Anura; Pelobatidae. The transcript has 17 exons. Gene Ontology annotation, molecular function: ATP binding; protein serine/threonine kinase activity.
GAUGGUGGGAGAGAAAAAAAAAGGGAGGGGGAGUAGAAGGAGAGAGGGAGCUGUAUAGAGAGGACGGGAGGGGGGUAUACUGCUCCCAUUAGACUUCCUACAGCGCGGGCACGCUUACCCAGCUAUUUAUACAGCUGGGCACUGGCAGCAUUGAGAGGGGGCAGCAGGCUGGGCAUUGGCAGCAGGCUGGGCAUUGGCAGCAUUGAGAGGGGGCAGCAGGCUGGGCAUUGGCAGCAUUGAGAGGGGGCAGCAGGCUGGGCAUUGGGGUAUACAGAGCUAGAAUGUAAAGAUUGAAUCAGGGCUCCAUAGACACACACCCAAAUAUAUACACAAUAUUAAUAUAUAGACUGGUACAGGGCUAGGAUAAUAGGCUCCAUAGAGAUAUACACACCCAUAUAUACACUAUACUAUAUCCAUAUUAAUAUAUAGACUGAUACAGGGCAGGGCACACUCCCUGUUAAUGGGGGAUAGAGCAGAUCUCCAGGUGAUUAGAGAAAUCAGGCUAGGUGUACAAGGAGAGGCUAUUUCAUUCCAUGCAUGAUGGUCUAUUCAUUGCAAUCUGCCUGGAGAGCCAGGGCUAAUGUCACUCAGCAUUUCCUCUGAGCGAGAGGCAGAUGUGAAGAGAAGGCUCUGAUUAUACCCUGACAGCCGAGAGACCGCAGUAGACACAAAGAGACAGAUACGCUCAGAAAGGAUCCUGGGAGAGACGGCGACAGGGAGACACAAAGAAACGCUGCUACAUGAAUAGAGAGAUUGCCCGAGAGAGCCAAAGUUGCCUGUGGUGGCAGCUGAGAAGUGAGGGCAGAAAAGCUGCCACACUUGCCUAUGUCCAAAGAGACAGCCGAAGUUAGAGGGACAGGGGUACUAUCAGCCCAGAGAGCCAGCAUGGGAGGCCACGGGCAGAAAUUUCUCCUCCUCGCCCAUUGAGUGCCGCAAGACCGGCGAGGAGAGAUACCCAGCGGCACGGGGAGACAUUCAGGCUCAGUGGGUCCCCCCUCACUGAGAAGUGGUGGCGGUGUCCCACGGAGCCCUCCCUCUGGCCUUCGUCAUGCCGUCCAAUGCACGGGCUGGCAGCUUGAAGGACCCAGAGGUGGCCGAGCUCUUCUUUAAAGAUGAUCCCGAAAAGCUGUUUGCAGACCUCCGAGAGAUUGGGCAUGGAAGCUUUGGGGCAGUAUAUUUUGCCAGGGAUAUCCGGAAUAAUGAAGUUGUUGCUAUUAAGAAAAUGUCAUAUAGUGGGAAACAGUCGAACGAGAAAUGGCAGGAUAUCAUAAAAGAGGUGAAAUUUCUACAGAAACUCAGACACCCGAACACUAUAGAAUAUAAAGGAUGUUACCUGAGGGAGCACACUGCCUGGCUGGUGAUGGAGUACUGCCUGGGAUCUGCUUCCGACCUCCUGGAGGUGCACAAGAAACCCCUGCAGGAGGUGGAGAUUGCUGCUAUAACCCAUGGUGCACUGCAAGGCUUGGCCUAUCUCCAUGCACACAAUAUGAUCCACCGAGAUGUCAAGGCCGGGAAUAUCCUCCUCACGGAGCCAGGCUUGGUGAAGCUGGGAGACUUUGGCUCGGCCUCCAUUGUCGCUCCAGCAAACUCAUUCGUUGGAACUCCUUACUGGAUGGCCCCAGAGGUAAUCCUUGCCAUGGACGAAGGACAGUAUGAUGGGAAAGUGGAUGUGUGGUCUCUCGGGAUCACAAGUAUCGAGCUGGCGGAGAGGAAACCACCUCUCUUUAACAUGAAUGCAAUGAGUGCCUUAUAUCACAUUGCUCAGAAUGAGUCUCCCGUCCUGCAGUCCAAUCACUGGUCUGAAUAUUUCCGAAACUUUGUGGAUUCCUGUCUACAAAAGAUCCCCCAAGAUAGACCCAGCUCUGACAUUUUGCUGAAGCACCGAUUCCUGCAGAGGGAGCGUCCUCAAACCGUGAUAAUGGAGCUUAUCCAGCGCACAAAGGAUGCAGUGAGGGAGCUGGAUAACCUGCAAUACCGCAAGAUGAAGAAAAUCCUCUUCCAAGACACCCAGAAUGGACCCAACACGGAGACUACAGAAGAGGAGGAGGAGUCUGAGCAGUUCCUUCAUUGCACGGGCACUAUAACCAGCAUGGAGAGCAGCCAGUCCGUGCCCAGCAUGUCCAUCAGUGCCAGCAGUCAAAGCAGCUCCGUCAACAGUCUGGCGGAUGCCUCUGAUGACAGCGGAGAAAUGGCUAUGAUGCAGGAGGGGGAGCACACCGUGACCUCAAACAGCUCUGUAAUACACCGCCUGCCAGCACAUGAAAAUAUAUAUGACGAUCCUUACCAGCCAGAGAUGGAGGCCCAGCAAUCAUCCUCUGCAGCUCGUAGACGUGCUUACUGCCGCAAUCGGGACCACUUUGCCACUAUCCGUACGGCCUCACUGGUGACCCGUCAGAUUCAGGAACACGAACAGGACUCUGCUCUCCGGGAACAGAUGUCAGGAUAUAAACGCAUGCGACGGCAGCACCAGAAGCAGCUGAUGGCUCUAGAGAACAAAUUGAAAUCCGAACUUGAUGAGCACCAACAGCGUCUGGACAAAGAGCUGGAGGCCCAUAGGAGCAACUUCUCUGCUGAGACAGAUAAGCUCUCCAAGAAACACCAGGCCAUAUUUGAGAAAGAGGCUAAAGCAGCAAUGACCGAGGAGAAAAAGUUCCAGCAACAUAUUUUGGGGCAACAGAAGAAGGAGCUGACUAACCUCCUGGAAAGCCAAAAGCGUCAGUACAAGAUCCGCAAGGAGCAGCUUAAAGAGGAACUGCAGGAGAACCAGAGCACACCAAAACGUGAAAAGCAGGAGUGGCUGCUCCGCCAGAAGGAAAGCAUGCAACACUACCAGGCCGAGGAAGAGGCCAAUCUGCUCCGCCGGCAGCGCCAAUACUUCGAGCUGCAGUGUCGGCAGUACAAGAGGAAGAUGCUGCUGGCACGGCACAACCUUGACCAAGAUCUCUUGCGAGAGGAGCUGAACAAGAAACAGACACAACGUGAUUUAGAAUGUGCUAUGCUCCUGCGGCAGCAUGAAUGCACUCAAGAGUUAGAAUUCCGCCACUUGCAGCUUUUGCAGCACACACGAAGCGAGUUAAUUCGCCUCCAGCACCAGACGGAACUGGGCAACCAGUUGGAGUAUAACAAGCGUCGCGAGCAGGAGCUGCGGCAGAAGCACGCCGCAGAGGUUCGACAGCAACCUAAAAGCCUGAAAGUAAGGCCCGGGGAGGAUGAUGAGGGGGGAGAGGGAGAUCGCUUCAGCCUCUGCAGCUCUGAGGAUGAAGAGCCAGUGGAUUCGGGGAUAACCCCAGAACGCACUGAGGCUGAUGGCUGCCCAGAUUCAGAUGUGCCUUACUUUGAGUUGACUUCAGAGUGGGUAUCAGAGCCAGCUGCCCCUCCCCGUCUGCCACCAUCAGCAGUCUCCUCCUCCCUGCCUAGCCAUGCCAUUUGUGCUGUGCUCACUCUACUGGCAGCCACACGCCCUUCCUGCCCCUGGUCUUUGUUACCCCUUCUGAUGGCCCUACUCACACUUUGGAGGCCUGGGCCCCUUUUGGACUCUGCUUUAAUUGCCCUGGAGACUCUGGGGGCCAGUCUACUGUGUGGCUACAUCUUUCUGCGCUGGGUGUUGGCUCUAAGCCCCAUUUCCUUUCUGUUGGUAACGCAGAGCUCAGGCGCACUGGCUGCACUAGCUCUGAGCUACCGUCUACGGUUAUAUUAUGUGCCAGUUCUGGCUAUAGCAGUGGGGGUGUUCACCUCACCAGGAAUCUUCCUCUCCCUGUUUCUGUUGGCUGGCUCUCUGGGUAAACAGACAGGCCAAUGGUUAAAGGACUGGCCAAAGAGAGGGCGCAAACUGUGGCUCAGAGCGCUACUUCGCUUGCCUCGACCACUUUUUAGAGUCCUGCAGCGCUGUGGGGCUGCUGGCGAAGGUGGUCUGUUUUACCUUUUCCCCAAAACGUACAAGGGUGGGUACCGCAGCCGUAUCCCUGUUCUUGCAAGGAACUUUCAGACUGGCAGUGGAAAAACCUUGUGGAAUAGCCUAGUGAGGACACCCAAACUACUGACCAAAGCAUUAAAUGAUAGCCUGGCGCAGGGGGUUAGGAGACUGUGUGGCGUUCUGCCUCCUAUGGUUCUCCAGUACUUGGAGAGGUUAAAACUGUUAAGGGUGGAAAAACCAAGCCGAAUCCCGAAGCUGCAGAGUAGAGCGGAGCGUAGAAGAGAAGAAUUGAAGCGGAGGGUGCAGCAUGGCCCACUGAUAGGCAGGUCAAUGAUCAGGCAGAGCACUGUAAGGAGAUCAAACCCACAAAUCCCAUGGAGAUGAGGCACUUUUUCCAGACUUGUCCCCCUUUCUAAAACCAUAAAGUGCCUUAGAAGAUAAAUUGUCAUGUUAGAGCAGCCCUGUAGGCCAUGUCACUGGGAUGACCUAAUGUGAUGCAUUAAUUUUAAGAAAAUUUGAUGGACCAUACCGCUGGUUGAUCGAACAAGAUACAGUUGUGUUAGAGCAGUCUAAUGGACCAUACCACUGGGGUGGCCUAAUAAGUGACAGUUGCCAGGCCAAUCCAGUGGAUCAUACCACUUUACCUGGGUAGAAGCAAUCUGUGGUUUUAACCCAAUUUAUUGAACCAUUACACAGGCGUGGCCUGAAGAGAGACAAUAUGUUAGGGCAGUUCUAUGGAUCAUACCACUGAGUUGACCUUGAAGGGUUUUUGUUUUGUUUUUUCUGUUUUUCAUAUUUGGUUUGUGCUGGUCUCAAAGGCAGAGAAGCGGUUAAGGCGUCUUUCUUAUCCUAGUAGACAAACAUUUCCGAGGUCUAAAACCACGCUAAGAACAGGGCAUUACACCGCAUGCAACUUCAUAAACUGCUGCUUUUGUCUCAUGAUAUACUUUAUUGUUCUGUUAACUUGUGUGUCACUGUAAUAUAUCUGUGCUUUCUUUUGGCAGACUGUGUGAUUUCAGAUGAUCUCCGUGGCUGUAUCACUUAUAGUACAGAGCUAUUGUGACUUGGCUCUAUUUACUGUGGUGCUGCCACGUCUAACAUGGCUUUAUUUAAUAGAGUAUCAAGGGCCCAAUCUCUUUGCAAAUUCUGUUUUGAGAAUAGAACUUGUUAGAAUUCCCGUGUCUGCAGUGACACCUUGUGGUUAUUGUGAGUUUUGCAGUUCUUGUUCUCAAGCAACAGUGUAGGUGAGCGGGUGGAAGCUUGGUCUGUAAUUAAAAUCUAACAGACCUGUUUCACAGCAGUGUAUCUGUGAGAGAGACCGACCUUGCAUACACUAAAGUUUUUCAACUGAGAUACUUUAUAACUCUGUCCCUCAACUUCUAUGAUUGUGUUUUUGUUUUGGCUUUUUUUUUUUUAAGGCUGACAUGGGAGUGAUGGGAGUGGGGGUCUCAGAAAAUCACAAUGACAUAAGUCAAUCUUUUCCUCUCUUACAUUUCCUGUUACCUUAUCAAACAGACCUGACCUCCUACAGGGACUUUAAUUCUGUAUCUAGUGACACCCAGUGGCUAUUCUUUACAUUGCAGCUGUUCUGUUGCUUUACAGAUUGGAGGUAUAUUUAUAGAGAGAUAUUUUUAUUGCUAGAUGGGGGAGGCACAUUAACCUCUUCCUAUGCCGGAGACCAGCCUAUCCUAAACCUCUGCACUCAGGACAAAGACAAAAAACAAAACAAAACACCAUUUUUAUUUUUUGGUAUAUCACUUUUUUUUAUUUUUAACCAGAUUUUUGUGCAUAUUUUUAUUUAUUUUCUUCCCUUCCUGCACCUUGUUAAAACGAUUACGUAAAAGUAAUACCUGCUAACAAUUCUGUACUUUAUAUACAUAAAAUAUAUAUAUUUAAUUAACCCUUUUGCUGCUAGAGGGAGAGACACCAAAGGCAGCUAAGGUGUUAAAUCUAUUUAUUUAACAUUUCAUAAAUAUGUAUAUAUAAUUCUGUCCAUAUUUUUUGUUCGUUUUUUUUUUUCCCCUCAGUGUAAAGAUUCUUUUUUUUUUUUUUUUGUGUCCUCUUUGUGUUUUGUUUUGUUUUUUUGUUGAUUUUGUAAUAAAUGUGUUGCUGGAUUUUCAA